Messenger RNA from Nasonia vitripennis (jewel wasp), 1437 nucleotides. RefSeq names its product odorant receptor 263 (gene Or263). Gene Ontology annotation, cellular component: plasma membrane. The transcript has 5 exons. Gene Ontology annotation, molecular function: odorant binding; olfactory receptor activity. Gene Ontology annotation, biological process: sensory perception of smell; detection of chemical stimulus involved in sensory perception of smell. Bases 56 to 1237 code for a protein of 393 amino acids. The record is from RefSeq and is a predicted model, not a curated record. Lineage: Eukaryota; Metazoa; Arthropoda; Insecta; Hymenoptera; Pteromalidae.
CGUCUCGACCGCAGUCGUAGCUCGGACGUCGGCCCAGCGAGAUCCCUCUCGAAUCAUGAUGGAGCUCGAACUCCUGAGAUACAAGGCCUACACUCAGAACGUCAUCUGGUUUUUGAAGCUGGUGGGACUCUGGCCUGAAUCAGAUCCGCUGCCCAAAAAGAUACUUUCCACGAUAACGCUGAGCUCUAUUCUCGUGGUCGUGGUGACCGUGUCCAACUUUAGCUUCCACAAUCUUAGCAACAUCGUGGUGUUCACCAGUGGCAUGUGCAUGGCUGCCAGCUCAACCUCGGCUUUCUCGAAGGAACACUGCAAUAUUUUGUUCGCAAAGAUUGCCAUGUUUCUGCUGCAUCGAGAGGACGUCGUCUAUCUGAACAAAUAUCUGAGCGGAGGCUUCAUGCGCGACAUGAGAGAGCCGAAUAACCGGCCAGACCUUUUGAACAACGUCAAAACUUUCGACAGAUUAAUGGUUACGCACGUGAUCUGCGUUGCCAUCGCCCUGUUCACGUACAGCAUCCGGCCUCUGCUCGUUCUGCGAAAGCACGGCAAGUACAUUCGCUCCUUUCCUGCGAUCUAUCCGUUCGCCUACGAGCCAGGCGGACUGGUGCACUGGAUCCUCUACGCCGUGGAGGUAUCGGGUACCGCGUCUCUUUGGACGGUGACGAUCGGGGUCGACUGUAUUUUCGGGGUCUACGCGCUCCAGGUGUGUGGCGAGCUGAGGGUUCUAUCGCGAAAAUUCCGAGAGCUCAGGGCCAGCGACAACUACAAAGAGAAGCUGAGGGAUUGCAUCCAGAGGCAUCACGUGCUGAUCAACGCGAAAAACAAGCUUGACAACAUCUACGGUUUGAUCUCGAUAUUGCUCAUUACGUCCGCUACACUCGUGCUUUGUUCGCUUGUUUUUCAAGUUAGCGAGUUGAUAAAAACCAACAGCUAUUUACGUGUGGCGCAUCUCUGCGUCUAUCUUAUUCCCAAGUUUUUGCAAAUUUUCACGUAUGCGUGGUACGGCAACCUUAUAGCCGAAGAGAGCGGAGCAUGCCUGGAUGCUAUGUACGGCUCGCACUGGACGGAUGCUUGUGACAAGAAUUUUAAAAACGACAUCCUCAUAGUUUUGGCACAGGAACCGUUCGCCCUCGUAGCUAUGGGCUGCAUGGUUUUACAGUUGGACUUGUUCGCAAAAACUGUCAAGACCGCAGUGUCGUACUUUUUUCUGCUUCAAACAUUGAACGAAAAAAACGAGUAAAAGGAACCACGACGGGCAUAUGUAUUGACAUAGUGAAGUUUAUUUGUUGAAAUUUUGAGAUUAAUUUUAAACGUAUAUUAUAAUAUAGAUAUAUAGAAGAGAAAACAAUGUUGCUGAUCAACUAGUUAACCAUCUAUACUGAUCGAGAUUCUCGUAUUGUGAAUGGUCAAUAAAUUGCAACAUAUCUUUCCUCCUCGAAA